Messenger RNA from Acinonyx jubatus (cheetah), 2467 nucleotides. RefSeq names its product epididymal protein 13 (gene EDDM13). The record is from RefSeq and is a predicted model, not a curated record. Lineage: Eukaryota; Metazoa; Chordata; Mammalia; Carnivora; Felidae. The coding region runs from base 1480 to 2382 and encodes 300 amino acids. The transcript has 2 exons.
CUAAAAUCCAACAGCCCCAUGGAGAAGACCCCAGGUAACCGCAGGCACAGCUCCAGUACCUGUGAAGGUGUUCUGAAGGGCAUCCAAAGCCUUCUGUUCCUUUGUGCCACUCGUGGGUGCCAAGGAGGCCCCACCCACUGAGGUAGGUGUGGGAAACAUUCCUGUUCCCCCUGGAAAUAACACGUAAGUCCCGAGUGUCAGGGCUGCGUGGCCAAAAAACCAAGAGAGGGGAAACCAGGCAAUAAGAGCGAGCCUCCAGGGGACCCAGAGUUUGGCUAUAAGCACUUUAAAAAAGCUUAUGAUUAUUAAGUUCACAAAAAUAGAUGAGUCAUUUCACCAGAGAGUUAUAAUUUGUUUUAAAAAAGUCAAAUGGCCAUUCUAGAAUUGAAAAUAUGUAACUGAAAUGAAGAGUUCAGGGGUUGGGCUUAGCAGAAAGCACGAUUAGUGAGCUAGAAAAUGGGUCAAGAGAAAUUAUUCUAAGUGCAGAACAAUGCACUUAGAAUAGAAUAGAAAAGUACAGAAAAGGGGCAUCUAGGUGGCUCGGUAGGUUAAGCGUCUGACUCUUGAUUUGGGCUCAGGUCAUGAUCUCACGGUUCCUGAGUUCGAGCCCCACGCAGGGCUCUGUGUUGACAUUGUGGAGCCUGCUUGGGAUUCUCCGUCUCCCUCUCUCUCUGCCCCUGCCCUGCUCUCUCUCUCUCUCUCUCAUUCUCUCUCAAAAUAAAUAAACAGUUUUUUAAAAGUUAAAGAAAACAGAAAAAAGCAUAAAAUAAGAGACUUAUGAGAACUGGUGAAAAUUUGUAACACAUGUGAAAUGAGAAUUUAAGAAGGAAAAGCAAGAAAUAAUGAAGCUGAAGUGAUAGCUCAAGAGUUAAUGGCUAAGAAUUUUGCGUCCUGAUAAAAAAAAUAACCAUCAAGCAACAGAUUUUAAAAGCUCUGAGAAUGCCAAAGGGAAUGAAUAUAAAGAAAACCACUUCUAGGAACACUGCCACAAAAUAGUUUAAAACCACACAGGGAACAUUUUUUUUUUUUUAAUGUUUAUUUAGUCUUGAGAGCGAGAGACAGAGAGAGACAGAGCAUGAGCAGGGGAUGGGCAGAGAGGGAGGGAGACACAGAAUCCGAAGCAGGCUCCAGGCUCUGAGCCGUCAGCACAGAGUCCGAUGUGGGGCUCGAACCCACAAACUGCGAGAUCAUGACCUGAGCCGAAGUUGGACAUUUAACUGACCGAGCCAUCCAGGUACCCCUGGAAUCCCCACCCUAUUAAUAUAAAGAGGGAAAAAAAUCAUAUUAUCAUCUCAACAGAUACAGAAAAAAAAAAAAGAUAAAAUCCAACAGUCAUUCCUGAUUACAAAAUAAAAUCCCAGCACACCAGGGAUGGAGAGAACAUCUCCAUAUGACAAAGAGAAGCCCCCCCGCAAACUCACAGGGAACAACCUGUUCGAUGCGGACAUCGUGACAGAUUUCCCAGCCCCCAGCUCGUGAAUGGACGGCUUUCCGGGUCACCACUUCUAUUGCCCAUCGUACUGGGUGUUCCAUCCUGUGCAUGUCCUAUCCAGGCAAGAGAAAGGACCUGAAAGUCAGAAAGGAAACUCAUUUUACAUAGAUCUUACUUUGUACCUACAGGGUCCUAAAAUGCUUAUUGCAAAAAUUUGGGGCUUUCUGUAUGUAAUACUUGAACAAGAUGCUUCGGAUGACAAGGGCAGGGAAGGACGUUGGGGAGGUGAAAAUCACAUUAGGUCUGAAGCGGGGAGGCCGCAUGCUCAUAUCUGGGUGUUAGAAAGACCCUCCUGGCACCCUCAUGGAGGCUGGAGGAGGCUUGAGGGACAGAAAGGUGAGCAGGAGGCUGGUGAGGAAUCGGGGAGGACAGCAGGUGUAGCUGGCUGCUUGUCGGGUGGACAGGAGGGAUGGGAACCGGCAGCAGGAGACCAAAAUUUCAGUUCAGGGCGUCAGGUGGAGAUGUGGUGCAGAGAGGUCAGGAGGGGACUUAUGCUGGGAACAGAGAUUUCGGAAGGGCAGGGAUUUCUGGAUGGGGACGGGCAUAUCCUCAGCGUACAUCCUUCCCACCGGCUUCUCCCAGGGAAGAUUUCCCUAGCCACUGCCACCUCCACCAAGAAACCACCCACGAAACGGACCAGAUGGAACUUGUUGAAAUGCACUUAUAUGAUGGUCACCUUCCUGUUUGUGUCCUACAACAAAGGAGACUGGCAGGUCCCUUGCUGGAUGCCGGGACUACAAGACCCCACAAGGUCCCUGGACCCCACAAGCUCACAGGACAGGGGCAGGACAGAAACAAAACAAACAGUGAGCUCCAGGAAAGGAAGCGAAUCAGGGGAUCUGUCAGAGCACCCAAAGCGGUGGGCUGCUUUACUGGUAAAGGCGAGCUGAGCUGGCGGAAGCGGCCUGCCUUGAGAGCUGCAGGGACAGCCGUCCUGAGCAAAGGGAACAUGCGAGGCAAAGACCCCGAGGCUGA